Messenger RNA from Punctularia strigosozonata HHB-11173 SS5, 867 nucleotides. RefSeq lists its product as uncharacterized. NCBI's taxonomy places the organism in Eukaryota, Fungi, Basidiomycota, Agaricomycetes, Corticiales, Punctulariaceae. Gene Ontology annotation, molecular function: phosphatase activity; magnesium ion binding. The transcript has 3 exons. The annotation marks the transcript as partial. The record is from RefSeq and is a predicted model, not a curated record. Gene Ontology annotation, cellular component: cytosol.
GGUACACUUCUUGACUCCCACCAUGAACUACCGGUGACGAACCCCACCCAUAAGGUUAUCCGCCGAAUCCGAGCGGAUCAUCCGACACUCCCUAUUGUCAUCUCGACGGGCAAGCAGUACACGGCGACUGCCUCGUUGCGUGAACAACUAGAUCUGCAUCCUUUCAAUGCCUGCCAUCUGAACGGCAACGUCAUCUAUAAUCCGGAUGGGUCCGUGAUCAUGGACUCUGGGCUCGAUAUCGGCGUCGUGAACGAGGUGUACGCUGACAUGAAAAAUCGCGGUGUGAGCCUCUUCCUGUAUGACUAUGAGAGGGUUCAUCAGGUGUUGUACGGGGCGAACGACGAUCACCCAGGAAUCUGGGCCCAGAAGCUGCGCGGAUAUGGCGAAACCGUUCUUGAAUAUACAGAAGCGGAGAGCAUGGAGAUCAUGGACAAGGUGACGAAGGGUGCUAUAAAGGUGAUCAAGAUGGCCGUCUGCCAGGAUGAGGAAGCGUUACCGGCUACCCGCAAUGUACUCGGCAACUUCCCCUCAGACUCCUUCGCCCUGACUCAAGCCCUCACGUUUUGCUGCGAGCUUAUCCCUUCUAGUCACAACAAAGGCACCGCUUUAACCGCUCUGGUACGGCAUCUGAACGAGGUUCAUGCCCUAGGUAUUGAGCCGGAAAAUGUCAUUACUUUCGGUGACGGCGAGAACGACGUGAGCAUGUUCAAAGUCGCGGGCAUGAGCGUCGCGAUGGGUAACGCAAUGGCGAGUGCAAAGGCUGAGGCGGUUUGGGAGACAGCCACAAACGAUGAAGGGGGUGUGGGUCUGUUCCUUGAGAAGGUGUUUUAUCCCAACGAAGCGCAGCAUUGGGCACACUAUGCUUGA